Messenger RNA from Chara braunii, 5445 nucleotides. Lineage: Eukaryota; Viridiplantae; Streptophyta; Charophyceae; Charales; Characeae. The record is from the annotation of a GenBank genome assembly.
CGUAAGCAGUGCCACAUCAGCAGUGCCAAGUAAGCAGUGCCACAUCAGCAGUGCCACCUCAGACACAGUGCCACGUCAGCAGUGCCACGUCAGCAACAUGAUGGGCCUGCCAGGGCAACUGCCCAACGAGUCCCUUGCAGCCUACAAGCAGCGGUUCCAGGCUCAGAUCGAGGCUGAGGAACAACGCCAGCUGGCAGCCGAGGCUGCCCGCGUACAGGCUGAAGAGGCAGCAGCAGAUGAACAACUGCAGCUACAGGCCGAUGCAGACGCAGAUGCCCAGGCUCGCCGCAAGGAAGCCCAGGAUCUGCUGCAGCGGCAUGAAGCCAACAGCAUCGACAGACUCAAGUUCUGGCACUUCGAACCGAACGGCGACGAGGCAACACCGGAAGAGAAGCACAAGGAGUUCCUCUCCAAACUCGUGACGUGGUUGUUGUAUGCUUGCAACUACCAACGGUCAAAGUUGGAGAGACAGUACCAGGACCUGACGCAACAGCAUCAGGAGUUGGCACAACUCCGCCACAUAGUGCAGAGCCACGAGGAUGCAACUCGGGCACUCAAUGCCCGAUUGCUGGACCUGGAACAUGCUGUACCAGGACCAGCUGCUGGGGCUUCCAGCAGUGCACCCUCUAGCCGCCAACUGGAGGACCGUGUUGACCACGUAGUGGCAAUGCUCGGCGACAUCAGCACCUUCGCUGCGCCGACCACCACCAUCAGCAGUCAGCUGCAUACAUUGAAGACCGAGGUCCAGCAGCUGCAGACGACGAACGBGGAUGGCAAUCYGAMGAUGUAUMAGAUGCCAACYUUCAAUCUSGAGAGGUUCGRYGACUACAYGCAGCAGGAUCCGGUCCUCUGGUGGGAAGCAUUCACAACGCAACUCAGGAUUUUGCCGGUAGCCAAGCAUGCGUACAUCGGCACCCUGUUCCUAAACUCAAAGGGCGGAUGCCAGACCUGGUUGAGCCACCUGGCAACCUCCCACGRCRUCGACGUACCARACUUGAAGGACMAAAUCACAUGGGAGGAACUGACACGGUUGUGGAAGAAGCGGUUCAUCGUCGACGACGCGCCGACACUCGCCAUCAACCGUUUGUUCACCAUGUCACAGGGCAACACUGCAACACGGGAUUGGCUCACAGAAUCCUGCGCUGCAUUGAGCCAGGCUCUUGGUGAUCGCGAGCAGUACUCCACGUUCGCCGAGAUUAUCGACAAGGCGAGAGAGAUCAUCAAGACCAACAGGUCAGCUGCACACGAGAAGUCACCAUGGCAGCCGACCUAUGUGGAGAAGGUACGAACUGGUCCACAACAGCAGCACUUCGCUGCAGUCCAGCAGAACAGUGGAGAUAACCCAGCAGCCACUCCAACAUCAAGUGACGGAGAUCAGGUGGUUGCUGUCCAGCCGCGAAGCAACAACAAGUCCUGCAACAAUGGGAAGGCGAAAUCCGCAUCGCAGGCCGGAAAUGGACAGCCAGGACAAUUUCCAUGGGUCAAGUUUGGCUUGACCGAGGCGGAGUACAAGACGAUCAGGAACAUCGGCCCUCUCCCACGCAUCGACGACCUUCUCGAGCGAUUGCGCGGCGCCCAGUUCUUCUUUAAGCUGGAUCUCAAGUCAGGGUACCACCAACUCGAGAUUUGCAAGGAGGAUCGCUACAAGACCGCGUUCAAGACACGGUAUGGGCAUUUCGAAUGGCUGGUCAUGCCAUUUGGCCUUACGAAUGCCCCAACCACUUUCCAAGCGGCUAUGACGACGGAGUUCCGACACGUGCUGGAUCGUUUCGUACUUAUCUACCUCGACGACAUUCUGGUUUACAGCUGGAGUCUGGACGAGCAUGUGGAACACCUGSGCACCGUUUUGGAGCGGCUACGACAGGCCAAGUACAAAGCAAACCGCGACAAGUGCGAGUUCGCACAGCAGGAGCUGGAGUACUUGGGACACUAUGUGACGCCGCAAGGCAUCCGUCCGCUUGCGGACAAGAUCGAGGCCCUACGAGUAUGGCCCGAGCCAACCAACACCACGGACGUUCGUUCAUUCAUGGGGUUGGCGGGCUACUAUCAGCGAUUCAUCAUCGGAUACUCCAGGAUUGCUGCACCUAUGACGAGGCUACAGUCGCCAAAUGUGCCAUUCGUAUUCGAUGACGACGCAYGCCGGUCAUUCCAAGCACUUAAGACGGCUAUGCUCAUGGCACCCGUCCUUAGCAUCUAUGACCCCACCCUGCCGACGCGAGUGACUACGGACGCUUCCAGCUAUGGCAUUAGGGCAGUCUUGGAACAAAACGACGGCGACGACUGGCACCCUGUGGAGUAUUUCAGCCACAAAGUGUCUCCCAUCAACUCGCUUGAUGAUGCAAGGAAGAAGGAGUUGCUCGCAUCCGUGAUGGCUCUCAAGCGCUGGCGGCACUUCCUCCUUGGGCGUCGUAGGUUCACAUGGGUCACCGACAACAAUCCAUUGACCUACUACAAGACGCAGGACACGGAGUUCGGCACAACAAUGAAACUAAGUUCGGCUCGACAUCCUCAGACAGACGGGCAGACGGAGCGGGCACAUCAAACCGCUCAAAUGAUGCUUCGUACGCUCAUGCGUCCAAACCAAAAAGAUUGGGUUGACCGCCUCCCCGACAUCGAGUUCGCCUACAACACUUCGGUGCAUCCGGCGAUCGGCGUGACUCCAUUCGAGUUGCACCACGGUGGACGGAAAGGCCGGAUCUUCGCAGACCUUUUCCUCCCUCGACCAGCCGACAUUGACGCUGCCUGCUCUCCCGCUUUCGUCCGGAAGUACAGGGAAUUGCUGACUCAAGCCCGCACAAAUAUGCAAAAGGCUCGGGUUCGCAUGCAGCAGCAAGCCAACAGGCGUCGCGUACCAUGUCCCAUCCUCGCCGGUGAUCUGGUUUGGGUCUCCGUGGAAGAAUUUGCACUGGAACAGGGAGUUUCACGCAAACUGCUUCCUAAGUGGUUUGGACCUUGGUCUGUGACAGCAGCCGCGGGCGAUGAGCCCGAUGGCCCUUCAUUUAUGAUCAACAUUCCAGAGCAUCUGACGGUCCAUCCGGUCUUCCACGCCUCGAAGCUGGCAACAUACACGCCAGCCAAGAGCGACGACUUUCCGGACAGACGAUCGCAGGACCCUCCUUCUAUGGAUGGCCAUCAGGAAGUUGACUGCGUCAUCUCUGAUCGCAAGUACGGCAGCAAGCCGCGGCAGUACAAAGUCACAUUCGAAGCAUGCGAUCGCGACGACACUCGGUGGAUUUCAGGCGCAGAUUUGAAAGCAUCCGCACCGCUGAUCUACGCGCAUUAUGAAAAGCGGAGGUUGGCGCAGGAAUCUUCACGACCAGCCCCUCCCACCCAGAUUGUGGUCCCUCCCUCAGACAGACAGCUUCGCCCUCAUAAUGUUUGCCUAAUUGAUGAACGGGUCAUCGUCGAUGAGGGAACAGUUGACGAUGCAAGAUUAACACGUUCGAGAUCACGUAGGAUCCCGCACGUGUUUCAGGCCCUACAACCGGGAGACGAAGGACGGCUUCGUGUUGAACGCAGAGCCCGUGCACUAGCAGCAGCUAGGGAAACAGUGAACGCCGCAGCUAGGGAACAGGCUGCAGCAGCAGCAAGGGCAGUUACUGUAGUCAUGUCUUCUGCAGCAGCAUCCUCUGUUGCGUCAUCGUCUGGGACCAAUGAGACUCAGUAUGGAAUGCCCACUGGGUCCACGGGUACUUCCAGUUCAGUAGGUUCUCGGCAAUCUACAAGUCAAAUGGUGGGCUUGCAGUUCAGCCCGUUGACCCCACGGGAAAGGGAGCUUCGAGAGUUCCAACAGGUCGAAAGGAUCCGUGAACAAUUAGAGAGGGAACUGAAGCAAGCAACCGAUAGAGAAAGAGAGAUCAAAAAUAGAACAGCCAGGCUUGAAACGUUAGAGGCAGACAAAGCUGAGUUAGAGGGUUUGGAUGAGUCAAGACUGUCUGACCAAAUGAAAAUAUUGAAGAACAAUAUGAUGUUGCUGCAUGCGCACGUGGACAGCCGAUUGGACUUUAUGCAGAACACCCUAGACCAGAUCCUGGACAUUUUGCAAAGGCUAGGAUUUAGGCCACCAGCACAGUCGCCGUUGCCGUUAACAGCGAUGUCUGGCCCCUUUCCUGUACAAGCUGACACACAACCAAGUGGCGCGUCUGCAGCAGUCUCACAGACUGUUGCUUCUUCUUCUUCGGGUCCAGCGGUGGGAGCUACACCACCGCAACAAUCUGUUCCUCCACAGGGACAGCCGCAAGGUCUUUCGUACCCUAAGACCCCUAUGAAACCGCCUCUUGCCUUUUCGGGCGAGAAGAAGGACGAAGAGCUCAACACUUGGUUGAGAACAGUUCCGGUUUGGGUGAAGGCAAAGAGGACUUUGCAGGAGGAGGAGGUGAUUACUGCUGCAUCUUACCUCGAGGGUAAGGCAGCCAAAUGGUUGGAUGGUGUAGUGACAAAGGCUCGGUACGGACGACGCAUGGCGGACUGGGCUAGGACAAUUACGUUAGACCAGUUCAUGGAAAUGGUAGAAGCUCGAUGGCACAAUCCUCAGCAGACACAAAUGGCCACUGAUGCGAUAAACAGACUAGACCAACGAAAGUUCAAGUCAGUCAGGGAGCUUACGACUACCACAGAGAGCCUCAUCGUCGUUCAUGAUAAGUUUGUCGUGGUUUACCUUGACGAUAUUCUGAUCUUUAAUAAGUCUGCCGAAGAGCAUCCACAGCACGUUGAGACUGUACUUUCACUCCUGCGACAGCACAAGUAUAAGGUCAACCUAGAGAAGUGUGAGUUUGGUCGCACUAAGAUAUUAUAUUUGGGUCAUGAAGUAUCCGCGGAAGGGAUUAGGCCGGAAGAUGCGAAGGUGGCUAGUAUUCGAGACUGGCCACGAUCUCAGACUGUCACUGCGGUCAGAUCUUUCUUAGGAAUGUGCAACUACUAUAGGAACUUCGUAAAGAACUAUUCUACAAUCGCUUCUCCUUUGACGGAUCUAACUCAACUUGACACGCCGUGGGACUGGAGUGAGGAGUGCGAGGGUGCUUUUAAGCGAUUGAAGCAUGCACUCAUGAAUCAUAAAGUUCUGAUGGUUGUCGAUCCUCAAAAGCCAUUCAUAGUGACCACUGACGCAAGCCAAUAUGGCAUUGGCGCAGGGCUAGCUCAACAGGAUGGGAAGAAGUUGAGACCGAUUGAAUACAUGAGUAAGAAGAUGCCAUCUAAGAAAAUGGCAAAGUCCACCUAUGAAAAGGAACUCUAUGCUCUCUACAAGGCACUUGUCCAUUGGAGACAUUUUCUGUUGGGACGGUUCUUCUAUUUGAGGACUGACCAUCAGACACUCAAAUGGAUCAAGACUCAACCGACUCUUUCUGAUGCACUCAAGCGAUAGAUUGAGGUCAUAGAUCAAUAUGACUUCAAUCUUGAGUAUCUGAAGGGAGAGUACAACAAGGUUGCAUAUGCGCUAUCACGUAG